UACAGCUGGCCACGAAGGCAACCAAAGUGGGAUCGGGGGUGGACGGCAUGUUUCCUCUCAAGGUCGUGUGAUGAGGAAACCAGAGCAAGAUUCCAUGCCAUCGAAAAGGAGUAAACAUAACACAUGUUCCAAGGAUCAGACGCCUACGCACAAGGUUAUCCAUCAUGGUAGUAGCGUAAAUGUAAGUUCUUCAAGCAGUGAGCAUGAUGAUGAGCAGAUGUCCCCAUGGGGAGGGGGUACUUCGAAGGUCUCACCUUUGGUUCACGCUCGGAAGCUGCAUGCAAACCUAUUAGUUGCAGAGGUUCUCCGCCUUCGAAUGAGAGACAAGCAUGAAGAAGCUGACCAGCUUUCGAGAGUAUCAGAGAGAAAUGGAGGUUGUGCUGCAUGAUCAAAGCACUUCUGUUGAUGAGCCUAUGCAUGAGAAGGGAAGGAGAUCAAUCAGGCAUAUUAUAAAGCAUAUUGCAGCUGAACACAGGAAAGCAGAAGAAGAUGCUGACAUGCAUGCUGCAAAUAUAACUAUGCAGCAGAACCAACAUUGCGACAUGUCUAGACGCGUAGACGACAAGUAUGAUGAUUCAGUUCAUGCUCCCACAAGAAAGAGUGGAGAUGCAGGUGAGGAGAACAAUAGCACCAAUAGACACAUCUUAACCCAGAAAGAGCGAUGUAUGUAUUGUUUCGGAAACCCGUCCAGGCCAAACCAUCUGGUUGUUGCUGUAGGAAAUCUCACCUAAUGCUGCCACAGUUCAAGCCCAUUGUUCCAGGCACUAUAUCUUUCUUCUGUUGUAGGUAUUAAUUUUGCACCGCACUUCCAUGAGAACCGAGUUACAUAGUUGAUGUUGUGCACUCUGAUCAUUGUUUACGGUUCUUUGAUUUUUAGAAUUUAAUUAUACAUAUUUUAGCUUAUAUGUUCCCCCUUCUCACCUCUUUCUGCAUGAAUGUGUUGUAUCCAUUAUAAUGUCUUGUUGACAAGAUACUGAAAAUGCUAAUCUGAAGGCACCACUUUUAGUUCAACUUGAACUUGGUUUGUUGAGUAUAUUUGUAAAUCUUUGCCGCUCAUUCUGGAAGCAAAUGGUUCUGUGCAGCGACGCUCUCGGU
Triticum aestivum (bread wheat) is the source of this 1095-nucleotide messenger RNA. RefSeq lists its product as uncharacterized. Lineage: Eukaryota; Viridiplantae; Streptophyta; Magnoliopsida; Poales; Poaceae. The coding region runs from base 330 to 731 and encodes 133 amino acids. The transcript is spliced from 3 exons. Gene Ontology annotation, cellular component: post-mRNA release spliceosomal complex. Gene Ontology annotation, biological process: mRNA splicing, via spliceosome. The record is from RefSeq and is a predicted model, not a curated record.